Molecule: messenger RNA, 2548 nt
Organism: Esox lucius (northern pike)
Lineage: Eukaryota; Metazoa; Chordata; Actinopteri; Esociformes; Esocidae
Gene: lin9
Product: lin-9 DREAM MuvB core complex component
Exons: 15
Coding region: 52-1677 (541 amino acids)
Biological process (GO): regulation of cell cycle; DNA-templated transcription; regulation of transcription by RNA polymerase II
Cellular component (GO): nucleoplasm; transcription repressor complex
Molecular function (GO): DNA binding
Source: RefSeq, a predicted model, not a curated record
CAGAAUGCAUCUUGACAAUAGUCUUUGAAAAAGCGGCGCGGCUAAUUCAAGAUGGCGGAGAUGGACCAGCUGUUGGAUGAGAGCUCUUCAGCAGAGGCGCUCGUCAGUCUGAAAGAGGGCAGUCUGUCAAAUACUUUGAAUGAGAAGCAAACAAAAGCUCACAACACGAGAGGAAGACACCCCCUGGCGUCCAUGGAAACGCCGACACGGAGCUCCAAGAGGAGCAGACUGUUCAGAGAUGAGGAUGAGCAGCGCCUCCCAUCCAGGUCUCCUAGAAGGAGCCAGAGGGUCACGUCUGUACCACAGAAGUUUGCUAACGUGACUACCCCAGAUAAGAAAGUGUCUCAGAGAAUUGGUUUGAGAUUGAGAAACCUUCUCAAACUGCCUAAAGCGCACAAAUGGUGCAUCUACGAGUGGUUUUACUCCAACAUAGACCGACCAUUAUUUGAAGGCGACAAUGACUUCUGCCUGUGUCUGAAAGACUCCUUUCCCAACCUGAAGACCAGGAAGUUGACACGUGUGGAAUGGGGUACAAUUAGGAGGCUGAUGGGGAAACCGAGAAGGUGUUCAUCUGCCUUCUUUUCGGAGGAGCGGACCGCUCUGAGACAGAAGAGGCAGAAAAUGCGUAUGCUGCAGCAGCGAAAGUUUUUUGACGUGUCACAUUGCAAAGACCUGCCAGAGGAGAUCCCCUUGCCACUUGUCAUAGGAACUAAAGUCACUGCUCGUCUCCGGGGGGUCCACGAUGGCCUGUUCACAGGGCAGAUUGAUGCCGUGGAUACAGGCGCUGCCACCUACCGUGUGACCUUUGAUCGGAAUGGGCUGGGUUCUCACACUGUGCCUGACUACGAAGUGCUGAGUAACGAGCCAAAUGAGACCAUGCCCAUCUCGGCCUUUGCCCAAAAACUGAGACCCUCCCGCUUUCAGAACUUCAUGACCCCGCCUAGGGGGAAUUACCCACCUGGUAACACGCCCGUCCUCAUGGACAAUGAUCCCCUUAUCAGCCAGUCUCCAUGGAAAAGCAAGCUUCCUGGAGCAGAAGGGGACACACUUGGUGGAUUCCCUGUGAAGUUCUUGGUCCAAGUGACAAGGCUCUCAAAGAUCCUUAUGAUCAAGAAGGAACAUAUCAAGCACUUGAAGGAUAUGAACGCAGAGGCUGAAAAACUGAAGUCAUAUUCGAUGCCGAUAGGCCUGGAGUUCCAGAAGCGUUACGCCACCACAGUACUGGAGCUGGAGCAGCUCAACAAGGACCUAAACAAGGUGCUUCAUGAGGUCCAGCAGUUCUGCUGUGAGCUGGCCCCCGAUCAGGGCAUGGCACCCACGGACCGGCCCACAGAGCUCCGUCAGCGCUGUGAGGAAGAGGCUAAGGAGAUGGUCCUGCAAACCAACACUCUUCGUGACGACCAGCAGUGCGUCUCCAACCCCAGCCUCACACACCUCAUCUCAGGCCUUACCGCCUUACUGCUGCAGAUCAAGUGUCUGGCUGAAGGAGGAGACCUCAACUCCUUCGAAUUUAAAUCAUUGACAGACUCUUUGAAUGAUAUAAAGAGCUCAAUAGACCCCUCCAACCUCAGUUGCUUCCAGAACAACGUAGAGAUCCAUGUUGCGCACAUCCAGAGUGGCCUGAGUCAACUGGGAAACCUCCAUGCCUUUUCAGCUAACAACACUAACACGGUCUGAGCCUUGCAUCCUUAAGCCACAUACAGACUGGCCUGGUUAGCACCAACUAAGUGGAACAUAUACACACCAUCUAGAAUGACUGCAAGAAAAAGUCUGUCCUUUGGAUACCCUGACUUCUGAACCAAAAGCCCUUGCUGAAAUGACUCCAUUCAACAUGUAAGCUGUUUGAGUUUGUGGGAAAAUAUCCUUACUUUUACAACUCUGUCAUCUUAUCUUUGUGGAUGUCUUGGAAGAUGUUCACUAUAAUGAACACAAACUACUGUCAAAAGAGUUCACAUGUACAUUUCCUGUAGUUUUAAUCUAUGGUCUCACGUGCCAAACAAUUCUUCAAAGUUUCUAUAAUCCAUAUUUAUUUAUUUUUAAGGGGGAGCUAGUGAUAAAACCAAUAUUUACCAUUUAAGCUUUUCUGUGACUUGAUGUUGUGUGUUCCUUUAAUCUAUUUGUAGUAAGCACAGGGGAGGCUAAAGAAUGUUUUUAUAAAAUUGUUUAUUGUAGAUAUUUGUACAAUACCUUUAUGAUUACUAGGAUUUAUUGUAACCAUUUCUGUUACCUACUCAGAAAUGGCUUUUGUAAUUUUGUGUGCACUGAAGAGAUUUUGGUAUUUUUGUAAAAUUAGAUUUCUGUUUUUUGCAAUUUAUUUCAAAUGGAUUGACAGUCUCAAAGGGGGUUGUUGUUGCUGAAUGCCCUCACCUGGGAUAAAAAUAAAUUGGAGGAAUCAUAUUGCCAGACAGAUAAAGGUAAUUACUUCCUUACGUUAUUCUUGUUUGACUAAAUGUUUGGAACCCCAUUUUAUUUUAGUUGGACAAAUACUCCCCAGGCCUACAUUAUUGAUGUAACCUAAUUUAAACCACAUUAAAGAUGUUUGUUCUUA